AUGCCUCGGACCCGCCGCACAGCCACCGCCGCUUUGCUCGCGAUCACUCUCGUGGUCGGAUUCUUGGGAGCUGUGUCUGGCAUCUCGGUUGUGGUGUUUCCGAAUGGACGGGACCACACGACCACCCCAACUGUCAUGUCCAAGAUACAAGGCAUGACUGUCCAAGUUGGACCAGACCAGGCCAAGACCGGGCAAGCGUUGGCCGCAUAUCUCUCGACGAUUGCUGCUCUAGGCUACCACGGUGAUCGCGUGUACAAGGCGACAGGCGUCGCCGUGACGGCGUAUGAUCAGCUCGUCGAGCAAGAACACGUAUAUGUGGCAGCACCAGGCCAGCCAUUCGUGGCGCCGCACCCCGAGUCUGUGGAGGAAGCCAGCGCUGCCGCAGUCGAUGGCGCGACCGGAGACAUCGAUGUCAAGACUCCGAUUGUUGUGACGUUCUGGAACAAGUUCGACGCGCCGGUCGACGUGUACUGGUUUGACACGCACAUCUACAACCUCGACGCCAACGAAACCCAACGCUUCCAUGGUCUCCACGGGGACUUACUUACAAUCAAGAAUGCGGACAGCGACGCUGUGUUUGAGCAAUAUGUCGACGUGUCGCACGGCCACGAGCAAGAGUUCCACGUGCCAGGCGGGAUCGAAAUCGAGUUUCGAAAUCAUUUUGAGAGCGAACCGGUGGACAUUUACUGGUUUGACACGGCGCAUGCCCACCUCCCGCCUCAGUCCAAGAUCAGUCUACACGCGAACGACGGCGAUGAGUUUACGCUCGUCGACAGCGACGGUGCCAUCGUGGCCACGCACGUGUUGACGGAAGCAGACGGUCCCAUUCAGUUUUUGGCCGUCCCGCUUGAAGUUCACGAUCAAUUGCCCGAACACGAAGAGCUCUAA
This is a messenger RNA of Aphanomyces invadans, 888 nucleotides long. RefSeq lists its product as hypothetical. Bases 1 to 888 code for a protein of 295 amino acids. Lineage: Eukaryota; Oomycota; Saprolegniomycetes; Saprolegniales; Verrucalvaceae. The record is from RefSeq and is a predicted model, not a curated record. The transcript has 3 exons. Gene Ontology annotation, biological process: intracellular signal transduction.